Molecule: messenger RNA, 1416 nt
Organism: Drosophila arizonae
Lineage: Eukaryota; Metazoa; Arthropoda; Insecta; Diptera; Drosophilidae
Gene: DPCoAC
Product: dephosphocoenzyme A carrier
Biological process (GO): transmembrane transport
Source: RefSeq, a predicted model, not a curated record
AAAGACAGAAAGGCGAAGCCGCUCUGCGAAUUCUUAUUAUGUAUUAAAUAAUACAAAUUACGUGUUGUGAAUUAAAUCAAAAUAAAUGAGUGUAGCGCCUCGAAUUCUUAGCUACAGCUAGUGAGUGCAUGAACGUGCCAUUGCAGUACGACAUCGCGUUGUUGCUGUUGAUGCAUGUCAAAAAAGAAUACGCAAAAAAUCUUUGUUAACAACAAAAACAAAGUCUGCCAUGAGCCGCCUUAUAGAGAAGCCCAACAUUGCCAUGUCCAUCACAUCGUCAGGUAGUCAAUUAUCCAACACAGUAGCUGGCGGCUCGGCCAGCAAUGCGGCCACAGCGGACGACACACCUUCCCCGGCAGAGGAUGAGGAUGGCCACAGCAGCGCAGCGAGAACUCAAAUGCUGACCCCCUCCGCUGAUCAGGAUGCAAUGUCCUCAAAUAUGCGCAACAAAGUGGACCAGGUGCUCGUCAGUCUGAUAGCGGGCGCUGCAGCCGGUGCGUUGGCCAAGACCACAAUCGCUCCGCUGGACCGCACGAAAAUCAAUUUCCAGAUACGCAAAGAUGUGUCAUUUUCGUUCAGGGCCUCGCUCAACUAUCUGGAGCAGACAUACACCAGGGAGGGCAUGCUCGCCCUGUGGCGCGGCAACUCGGCGACGAUGGCGCGCAUUGUGCCCUACGCAGCCAUCCAGUUCACAUCCCACGAGCAAUGGCGACGCGUCCUGCAUGUGGAUCAGAAUGGCGCCAGCACUAAGGGACGCCGUUUUAUCGCCGGCUCGCUGGCGGGCAUAACCUCACAAUCGUUGACCUAUCCUUUGGACUUGGCUCGCGCUCGCAUGGCUGUCACGGACAGAUACACUGGCUAUCGCACUCUGCGUCAGGUGUUUGCCAGGAUCUGGGUGGAGGAGGGUCCGCGUACCCUGUUCCGUGGCUAUUGGGCCACAGUCUUGGGUGUUAUACCCUAUGCGGGCACCUCCUUCUUCACCUACGAAACGCUCAAACGCGAAUAUCAUGAAAUCGUUGGCAAUACAAACCCGAAUGCUUUUGUUUCGCUGGCAUUUGGUGCAGCGGCCGGUGUAGCUGGUCAAACGGCUAGCUAUCCGCUGGACAUUGUGCGCCGGCGUAUGCAGACAACCCGGGUGAACAUCAAUGCGCCGCAGUCUUCUCCAACGAUACUGGCGACGCUUGUUACAAUAUACAGGGAGGAGGGCAUCAAAAACGGCUUCUACAAGGGCCUGAGUAUGAACUGGAUCAAGGGUCCCAUUGCCGUUGGCAUUAGCUUCUCCACGUACGAUCUGAUCAAGGCUUGGCUUAUCGAACUGUCCCACUUAAAGCGUGGUCGGGCUGAGAACUAGCAGUUGCCCUACAUACACAUACACAUACACACACACACACACACAAACACGUAUACUCAUUGAUA